AUAGCCGCCCCGUUUCAUGUCUCUUCCCUCCCAUUCAAACAUCCUCCUUCACCCACCCACAGAGUCAACAGCUCCUCCACAAUACGCACAGAGUGCACUAGGGAAUAGGGUUUAGGGUUUAACCUCAACCCUGCAAAAACCCUAGCUCACCACCACCACCACGACGGUCCACCAUGGUGCGCUUCCCUAAACCCUCCACGCCACGCCUCCUCUACACUCUAUACAACUCACCUUACAGGACGACGCCGUCCGCGUCGCCGAAUGCGUCACUCCUCCUGGGGACCUCACACCUCCGGAAUUAUUCGGCGGGAAACCUGGCGCGAGCGAAAGAAGAGAAAGAGCCAUGGUGGAAGGAAUCGAUGGAGAAGCUCCGGAACAUCGGAAUCUCUGCUCACAUAGACUCCGGCAAGACCACGCUCACGGAGCGAGUUCUAUAUUACACUGGAAAGAUCCAUGAGAUCCAUGAAGUUAGAGGGAAAGAUGGGGUUGGUGCUAAAAUGGAUUCCAUGGAUUUGGAGAGAGAGAAAGGAAUUACCAUUCAGUCUGCCGCUACAUACUGUACUUGGAAUGGAUAUCAGAUUAACAUAAUUGACACCCCUGGUCACGUUGAUUUCACCAUUGAGGUUGAGAGGGCUUUGCGUGUUCUUGAUGGUGCCAUUCUUGUGCUUUGUAGUGUUGGUGGCGUGCAGAGUCAGUCAAUUACUGUCGAUCGACAAAUGAGAAGAUAUGAAGUUCCUAGACUUGCAUUUAUUAAUAAACUUGAUAGAAUGGGAGCAGAUCCAUGGAAAGUUCUCAACCAGGCAAGGUCUAAGCUCCGGCAUCACAGUGCGGCCAUGCAAGUACCUAUUGGGCUAGAGGAAGAUUUCAAGGGUCUUGUUGACCUUGUGCAGUUAAAAGCUUACUACUUUCAUGGCUCUAGUGGUGAAAAGGUCGUUACUGAAGAACUUCCUGCAAACAUGGAGGCCUUGGUCACAGAAAAAAGGCGUGAACUAAUUGAGGUUGUUUCUGAAGUUGAUGAUAAACUUGCUGAAGCAUUUCUCAAUGAUGAGCCCAUAUCAUCUACUGAUCUUGAGGAAGCUGUUCGCCGGGCUACAGUUGCAAAGAAAUUUGUACCUGUAUUCAUGGGUAGUGCCUUCAAGAACAAGGGUGUACAACCACUUUUGAAUGGGGUGCUUAGUUAUUUGCCUUGUCCAUCGGAAGUUAGUAACUAUGCUCUUGACCAGACAAAGAAUGAAGAGAAGGUUACAUUGACUGGAACUCCAGAUGGACCUCUUGUGGCAUUGGCCUUUAAAUUGGAAGAAGGACGUUUCGGUCAGUUAACUUAUCUAAGAAUCUACGAAGGUGUCAUUCGCAAGGGUGAUUUUAUCAUCAAUGUGAACACAGGCAAGAAAAUCAAGGUUCCUCGCUUGGUUCGGAUGCAUUCUGAUGAGAUGGAGGAUAUUCAAGAGGCACAUGCUGGGCAAAUAGUUGCUGUAUUUGGUGUGGAUUGUGCAUCAGGAGAUACUUUCACUGAUGGAUCAGUGAGAUAUACCAUGACUUCUAUGAAUGUCCCAGAACCAGUGAUGUCAUUAGCUAUUCAACCAGUUUCAAAAGAUUCUGGAGGACAAUUUUCAAAGGCUUUAAAUCGCUUUCAGAGAGAGGAUCCUACUUUCCGUGUUGGCUUGGAUCCUGAGAGUGGGCAGACAAUCAUUUCCGGAAUGGGAGAGCUGCAUUUGGACAUAUAUGUUGAACGGAUUCGCAGAGAGUAUAAGGUUGAUGCUAAUGUAGGAAAACCUCGUGUAAACUUCAGAGAGACUGUCACUCAACGGGCUGAAUUCGAUUAUUUACAUAAGAAGCAAACUGGAGGACAAGGUCAAUAUGGACGGGUAUGCGGAUAUGUUGAACCACUUCCUCCAGGGUCACCGGUCAAGUUUGAAUUUGAAAACAUGAUUGUGGGACAAGCUAUACCAUCAAAUUUUAUCCCAGCUAUUGAGAAGGGUUUCAAAGAAGCAGCCAACUCGGGCUCAUUAAUUGGACACCCAGUUGAAAAUAUACGUGUUGUUAUAACUGAUGGUGCUUCCCACGCUGUGGAUUCCAGUGAACUUGCAUUUAAGUUAGCUGCAAUUUAUGCAUUUAGAAAGUGCUAUGAAGCAGCAAGACCUGUAAUACUGGAGCCUGUAAUGUUGGUGGAGUUGAAAGUACCUAUAGAAUUUCAGGGUACUGUUGCUGGUGAUAUUAAUAAGAGAAAAGGUGUGAUUGUUGGAAAUGAUCAGGAUGGAGAUGAUUCUGUUAUAACUGCCCAUGUGCCUCUGAACAAUAUGUUUGGAUACUCAACGGCCCUUCGUUCGAUGACACAAGGGAAAGGCGAGUUCACGAUGGAGUACAAAGAGCAUCUGCCAGUUUCUCACGAUGUGCAGAUGCAACUGGUAAACAGCUACAAGGGCAGUAAGGUCGCUGAAUAGUUGGUGUUUGGACGAAGAAUUUUCUUUCCUUUUGCAUAAAGUCAUGCAUUUGUCCUCAUUAUAUAUUCUUUUAGUUUUCAAUUUUAUUAUUGCUUAUAUAGGCAAAAAUUUUGAUACGUUCUGUAAUCCAUAAAAUUUUGAAAGCAUCAAUAAGUUCAUGUUGCCCAUGUUUUGGGCUAAGAUAAUGUAUCAAUUCAAUCUUACUAUAUUUUCGUCUUUGCUCCUCA
This is a messenger RNA of Ziziphus jujuba (common jujube), 2668 nucleotides long. RefSeq names its product elongation factor G-2, mitochondrial. The coding region runs from base 174 to 2441 and encodes 755 amino acids. Gene Ontology annotation, molecular function: translation elongation factor activity; GTPase activity; GTP binding. Gene Ontology annotation, biological process: mitochondrial translational elongation. The transcript has 20 exons. NCBI's taxonomy places the organism in Eukaryota, Viridiplantae, Streptophyta, Magnoliopsida, Rosales, Rhamnaceae. The record is from RefSeq and is a predicted model, not a curated record. Gene Ontology annotation, cellular component: mitochondrion.